Messenger RNA from Magallana angulata, 706 nucleotides. RefSeq names its product biogenesis of lysosome-related organelles complex 1 subunit 3-like. NCBI's taxonomy places the organism in Eukaryota, Metazoa, Mollusca, Bivalvia, Ostreida, Ostreidae. The record is from RefSeq and is a predicted model, not a curated record. Bases 85 to 633 code for a protein of 182 amino acids. The transcript is spliced from 6 exons. Gene Ontology annotation, cellular component: BLOC-1 complex.
UGCUUUAUUUCUACUUUCGAUUUUAAUGGAAGUGGGCGUACGUAAGCUUGCCCACAGUUUUAUGACUAACUUUGUAGAUCUUUGAUGGAGCCAGCGAUCAGAACAGUGGUGGAUGGAGAGGCGUCAGAAUCAGACGAAGAGGAGGAAGUCGAAGAGGUUCCUGAUGUAAGACAGUCAGACCAGAACCUAGUGAAUGCUGUGUCUAUAUCGGGAGAGGCCCUGGAGUCAGAUGACGAGGGGGAGACAGACCCGCCCAUCCCCGCCCUUAGAGUAGAACACAGAGAGAGUGAGACCGGACAAGAGGAGACUGGAUCUCACUCAGUGACCAGACUCUACUCUAGUAAACCAAAGUAUGACAGUCUGCUCCACAAGAAGUUACGAGAGAAGAAUGCCAGUUUGAGGAGACACUUGGUGGAUUCUGUCCAUCAGAUGUACCUGGUGUCUGCCAAAGAUCUACACAACACAAGUCUCCAACUCCAUAAGUCAAAGGCUUUGAUUGGGGAUCUCUCCCAUAAUAUGAGGAACCUGACCAAUGACUUGUUUCACUUGGAGGACAGGGUAGACAUCAUAACUUCCUGUAUGAUCCUACCAGACAUCAAUAUUAAUGUCAGUGGAACCUCAGUGUCACAAUGAGAGAGAGAGAGAGAGAGAGAGAGAGAGAGAGAGAGAGAGAGAGAGAGAGAGAGAGAGAGGAGAGAGAGAUAGA